Molecule: messenger RNA, 405 nt
Organism: Colletotrichum navitas
Lineage: Eukaryota; Fungi; Ascomycota; Sordariomycetes; Glomerellales; Glomerellaceae
Exons: 1
Source: RefSeq, a predicted model, not a curated record
AGUGCGUCCCAGAUCUCAAAUGCUGUCACGUCCUGGAGGCAAGAUACGGGGAAAGUCACCAAUUUCCUUAACACUGCGACAACGUACACCGGCUCAGAAUACACCAAACAAGCUACGAUCGCUCUCAACGCCGAACUUGACGAGCUGAAUCACAAGAAGGUUCUUGACACCGCUCUCAAAGGAAUGCAGACGGUAUCGCAAGCCAAUGCUGUGCUUGAUACUCAGGGUACCUUUCAACAGGUCGUUGAUGUUUUAAGAUCCAUGGUCGCAAAUGGUCCUGCCAACGCCCGAAAAGACGUCGACACCAUCAACAAAAACCGUUGUGUCAAUGUUCUUCCCAACAUCGACAAGUAUUUCGCGGCUGCUGGUUCGCCUGACUUACAUGCAUUUCGUCCUACGGGAUGC